Molecule: messenger RNA, 195 nt
Organism: Sphaeroforma arctica JP610
Lineage: Eukaryota; Ichthyosporea; Ichthyophonida
Exons: 1
Coding region: 1-195 (64 amino acids)
Source: RefSeq, a predicted model, not a curated record
AUGGACCAAGGCUUGAUCGCUGAGCAGUCUAUCUUCUACGACAUGGUUCACCAAUCAGGGUCAGCCUCGACGUUGAUAAAAGACGCCAAUUCUGCGCGAGAGAAGCGAUUGAAGACUGCACAGGCGAAGGACGAGGGCAUGGGGGCGAAUAGGAUGUGGUCAAUUAUUGAGAACUCGACAAUAGAAUCGAGAUGA